This is a messenger RNA of Abrus precatorius (Indian licorice), 1272 nucleotides long. RefSeq names its product aspartic proteinase Asp1-like. Gene Ontology annotation, molecular function: aspartic-type endopeptidase activity. Gene Ontology annotation, biological process: proteolysis. The coding region runs from base 1 to 1272 and encodes 423 amino acids. The record is from RefSeq and is a predicted model, not a curated record. NCBI's taxonomy places the organism in Eukaryota, Viridiplantae, Streptophyta, Magnoliopsida, Fabales, Fabaceae. The transcript has 8 exons.
AUGGAUGUAAAAAGCAGGUCAAUUGCAUUGACCAUGGUCAUGUUUUUUCUUCUCCUUUUUGCCAUUUUCCCAACCUCUUUCUCACAACUCCAUCAUCUCCUCAACACCACCCAGAACCCCAACCCCGCAAGCCGUGUUCAGUCUUCUGCUGCUUACCUUAUUCAAGGAAAUGUGUAUCCACUUGGGUAUUACACGGUGAACCUUGCCAUUGGCAAUCCCCCUAAGAUUUAUGAUUUUGACAUCGACUCUGGUAGUGAUCUCACUUGGGUUCAGUGUGAUGCACCAUGUAAAGGUUGCACCAAGCCACCCGAACAACUUUAUAAACCUAAAGGCAACCUGGUGCCACAUACGGAUCCUUUGUGUGGUGCAAUCCAAUCACCACGAAAUCAUCCUUUUGCUUCCACAAAUGAGCAAUGUGACUAUGAGAUUGAGUAUGCAGACCAUGGAUCGUCUCUGGGUGUAUUAUUCCGUGAUUCUCUUCAUAUUGCCCUUCUAUUUCCCCAUGCCUCUUCAAUUAGCCCCAUGCUUGCCUUCGGGUGUGGCUAUGAUCAAACGUAUUCUGGUGACAACCCUCCACCUUCGACUGCAGGGGUCCUUGGCCUCGGCAAUGGCAGAGCAAGCAUUUUGUCCCAGCUUCAUUCUCUUGGCUUUAUUCGCAAUGUGGUAGGUCACUGCUUAAGUGGGAAAGGAGGAGGGUUCUUAUUCUUUGGAGAUAAGCCAAUUCCCUCAUCUGGAGUUGUUUGGACACCCAUAUUGCAGAGUUCCUCCGAAAAACACUACAAAACAGGUCCAGCAGACUUGUUCUUCAACGGGAAACCAACUUCUGUCAAGGGUCUUGAACUUACAUUUGAUAGUGGCAGCUCCUACACAUACCUCAAUUCCCAAGCUUAUAAAGCUCUUCUUGAUUUGGUAACUAAUGAUUUAAAGGGGAAGCCGUUGAAUAAAGCAACUGAGGAUCCAUCACUUCCGAAUUGUUGGAAGGGUGCAAAGCCUUUCAAAUCUCUCGGUGAUGCCACGAACUAUUUUAAGCCCUUACUACUGAGCUUCACAAAAUCUAAGAAUUCGCAGCUGAACCUAACACCAGAAGCUUAUCUAAUUGUCACUAAAUAUGGCAAUGUUUGCCUGGGGAUUCUAAAUGGCACUGAAAUAGGACUAGGAAAUAUAAACAUAAUUGGAGACAUCUCUUUACAAGAUAAGAUGGUGAUUUAUGACAAUGAGAAACAGCAGAUUGGAUGGGCCGUUGCCAAUUGUGAUAAUCUUCCCAAUUCAUAA